AAGAGAGAGCACGUGGGAGAGGGAGAGAGAGAAUCUCAAGCAGACUCGGCACUGAGCGGGACCUGGAAUUGGUUGGGGCUCCAUCUCAUGACAGUGAAAUCACUACCGCAGCUGAAACCAAGAGUCGGAAGCUUCACCGACUGCGCCAUCCAGGCACCCCCAUCACACUCUGCUUUUAUUCUGGAAUGUUACCUAUCAUCUUCUAUAGUGGUAAGUUAUUUACUGCUUAUUGUCUGUAUCCCUGCAGGGCAUGGAUUUUGUCCUUUUUUCCUUAGAGAUAUUUGGAGCACCUGGUACAGUGCCUGGCACGUAGUAGCUGCUCAAUAAAUGUUAGCCGUUAUUAUGAUAAAGUCUAUCUUGACUCCUCUGUUUAAGAGUCCUCCCGCUGCUUGCUCUGAAUUCCUAAUUCCCCUUAACCACCUUUCCUUUUUCUUUUGUGCAAUAGCAUUUACUACCUUUUAGCACACCACCUAACUUAUUUAUUAAGUACUUUUAUUACUUAUGGUUAGUUUUCUCCCUCCACCAUCUAGAUUGUAAGUCCCAUGAAAGCAAGAAGGUUUGUAGGUUUUUUCCACUCAUGUAUCUCCAACACCUUGAACACCUUGCCUGGCAUAUAGUAGGUGAUUAGCAGAAUAUUUGUUGAAUGAAUUCUAUGUGGCGGAGCGUCAAAAGCACUGGGCCUGGAGUCAGAAGACCUCCUGGGACUGCCACUGAACUCUUUCGUGUGUCCUUAAACGGGUUCCCUCCCCACUCCCGGCCUCAGUUUCCCCUCCCAGCUCAAACCCUGCAGGUUCCGCGGCGGCUCGUUCCAGCCAGCUGGGCGGUGUCGCGCCAAGCGUGGCCGCUGGGGGGCGGUGGUGUCCAGCGCCCAGCCCCGCCCACUUUCCCGGGAGGCGGCGGCCGGGUGAGAAACCGCCCGGUGGGACCCGCCUGCUCCCGGAGUAGAGGAGCCGUGUCCCCGGCGCAGCUGCCCCAGUUGUCCGCGCGCCUGCCCGCCGACCCCCGGAGCCCAGCCAUGUCCUGCUACAUCUACCAGCUGCCCGCCUGGGUGCUGGACGACCUGUGCCGCAACAUGGACACGCUCAGCGAGUGGGACUGGAUGCAGUUCGCCUCGUACGUGAUCACAGACCUGACGCAGCUGCGGAAGAUCAAGUCGAUGGAGCGGGUGCAGGGCGUGAGCAUCACGCGGGAGCUGCUGUGGUGGUGGGGCAUGCGGCAGGCCACCGUCCAGCAGCUGGUGGACCUCCUGUGUCGCCUGCAGCUCUACCGCGCAGCUCAGAUCGUUCUGAACUGGAAACCAAUUCCUGAAAUCAAGUCUUCUUUCCUAGACUUCCCGGAUGCUGCGAAGCCAGGAAGGCUGCUGGCAGCUUCUGUAAGAAACGCUGAAGAUAAACAGGGAAAGGGGCUGUCCGUGAGGCCAGAUGCCUUUCCAAGUCCAGGGCCCGCUCCAGCCAGAGCCAGCCUCCUGCCUCCUUCCACAGAUGCCCCUCAUUCCUUAAAAACCAAGUUGGUUGACUUUCCUGUUUCACCUGAUUCAAAGGACUUUAGCACCUCCCUUCCGAAGCAGGAAACACUUGUGAGCCAGGCUGAAGAUAGCCUUUUCUGGAGUGAGGCAGACGUGGUCCAGGCAACUGAUAACUUCAACCAAAACCACAAAAUCAGUGAGGGCAUCUUUGCUGACAUCUACAAAGGGCAAAGGCAUGGCAUGCCAUUUGUCUUCAAGAAGCUCAGAGAGGUGGCCUACUCAGGUCCAGGACUGGUCGAAAAAUUCUUCCAGGCAGAAGUACAAAUUUGUCAUAGAUGCUGCCACCCCAACAUCUUACCUCUGCUGGGCUUCUGCACUGGAAAUCAGUUUUACAGCUUGAUCUACCCAUACAUGGCAAAUGGUUCUUUACAGGACAGACUCCAGGGUCAGGGAGGUGCAGACCCCCUUCUCUGGCCCCAGCGUGCCAGCAUCUGCUCUGGGCUGCUCCGAGCUGUGAGGCAUCUGCACGGCUUGGAGAUCAUCCAUGGCAACGUCAAGAGCUCCAAUGUUUUGCUAGACCAAAACUUCACCCCCAAGCUGGCUCAUCCAGUGGCUCACCUGUGUCCUAACAACAAGAGGUCAAAAUAUACCAUGAUGAAGACUCACGUUUUCCAGGCCUCUGCUGCAUAUCUGCCGGAAGAUUUCAUCAGGGUGGGGCAGCUGACAAAACGAGUGGACAUCUUCAGCUGUGGAAUCGUGCUAGCUGAGGUCCUCACUGGCAUCCCUGCAAUGGAUAACAACCGAAGCCCCGUUUACCUGAAGGAUUUACUCCUCAGUGCAGUCCCCAGCAGCAGCCCCUCGCAGUGCGGCAGGAAGACCGGCGUGGAAACGGUGAUGGCUAAGGAGAUCUGCCAGAAGUACCUGGAGAAGGGAGCCGGGCGGCUGCUGGACAACUGCGCCGAGGCCUUGGCCAUAGCCGCCUGCCUCUGCCUGAGGAGGCGGAACGCCAGCUUGGCUGAGGUGUGUGGCUCUGUAGCGGCUGUGGAAAAGCAGCUCAGAGGUCAGGAGACGUUGCUCCCUUUGAGUGGGCUUUCUGAGGGCACAGGCUCUUCCUCCAAUACCCCAGAAGAAACAGACGACGUGGACAAUUCCAGCCUCGAGGCCUCCUCCUCCAUGAGGGUAGCACCCGGGGCUGGGGCUGCCGCCUCACUCCCUUCAACAGAGGAUGGAGAAGGCAGGCUGCAGGUGUGUGUCGGAGUGCCGGCAGACUCCUUCUCUGUGGCCUCUGCCAGGCUGGAGCCUCCCCAGGAUGAUCUUUCUUUAAACUUUCUGAACAUCAGCUACAGAGACUUCACAGAGAAUCGAGAUCAAUGAGGCCAAAAAGAAACUGAUGGAGAAUAUCGUGUUCUACAAAGAAGGGAAACUGGACAGCAUUGAGCUUUUUGGCCCCUGAUGACCAGAGCACAGCUUAUCCUCGAUUAGAAAGACAAACACCAAAUCAAGAAAAAGAUCUGAGGCAGAAUCAUAAUCUCCCAGGAAAUACCAAACGCCAGCUUUCCUGGACCAGGGAGAGAAGCUUCCAUCUUGCCAGAGUGAAUUAGGGAAGAAGGGACCUCAGCUUUUUAAGACACAAAAAUCCAUGAAGUCAUCGUUCUUUCUGGGAUUUGUCAAUCAGAGCUGGGGAUCAGGAGACCGAAGUGGAAACCCUGGUCCAUAGGCCCAGGAUGUGGGCAAUUUUGUGGUUUUGGGAUGUAUGUGGUAAUACUGUUACUCAGCUCACACCCCUCAAGAACUGAGGGAGGAUUGUCAGUUGCACUUUCCAAAGUUAAGUCUUCUGGGUCCUAUUUGCCGACAACCACCUGCAAACUUCCAUGGCCUGAAAGAUUCUCAACUUGUGUCCCAGUACAGUUCUUCAUUCACAGUCUGGAGUUUACAAAUGCCAGACACCUGGCAAAGAGCUCUGCAGGUUUUCCACGUCUCUCUCAGAAAUCUUGUAACCCACAGAUAUUUAUUUAAUGCCUACUCAGCACCUUUAUUGUCCCAUCCCACUAAUGCUAAUAUUUUUAGUGGAGCUUUUAUUUUGAGAGUAUGUGUUAUUUAUGGGUGAAUGAAGAAUCAGAGAGCUAGUUUUAUGUCCAGUUCUGUUGCUAUUCAAAUCAAUUAUUUAAUUUCUGGAACUUUGGUUUCCUUGUAAGUAACACCUGUUCAUUUUCCUUCCUUGGUUUGUUGGAACAGGUGAGACAUGGUUAUAGAAGUACUUUGAAAAUGCCCUUAUCCUUUUUUAUAAAAUAAAUACAUUAAACAUAUAUUUCUGCCAUGUACCUAAGGUUUAUGCACUGGGUAUUUUUCUGAAAAGUCAUGUUGCAAGUAUUUUUGUGAAACAAAUGCUAUUUUAAAUUCAGUGUGUCCUAUUUUAAAUAAUCCUACUGUAGUGAUUUUUUUUUUGUAAAAUAAAAAUACAUUUGUAAA
Molecule: messenger RNA, 3934 nt
Organism: Callorhinus ursinus (northern fur seal)
Lineage: Eukaryota; Metazoa; Chordata; Mammalia; Carnivora; Otariidae
Gene: IRAK2
Product: interleukin 1 receptor associated kinase 2
Biological process (GO): protein phosphorylation; interleukin-1-mediated signaling pathway; Toll signaling pathway
Cellular component (GO): plasma membrane; nucleus; cytoplasm
Molecular function (GO): protein binding; ATP binding; protein kinase activity
Source: RefSeq, a predicted model, not a curated record